This is a messenger RNA of Orbilia oligospora ATCC 24927, 1155 nucleotides long. RefSeq lists its product as uncharacterized. Gene Ontology annotation, molecular function: acyltransferase activity, transferring groups other than amino-acyl groups. Lineage: Eukaryota; Fungi; Ascomycota; Orbiliomycetes; Orbiliales; Orbiliaceae. The record is from RefSeq and is a predicted model, not a curated record. Bases 1 to 1155 code for a protein of 384 amino acids. The transcript has a single exon.
AUGACUUCGAUCGUCAUUUCUAAACCACCCUACCAGCUCUCCGGCCGUCUCUAUGCCCCAGAGGCUCCCACAACAAACUACUCUCCUGCUAUAGUAAUUGUACCGCCGUCAAAUGCUGUGAAAGAACAGUUUCCAUCAACAUAUGCGAGAUUGCUAUCCCGGCGCCCGCAUAACUUCUAUACAAUAUGCUACGAUCCCUCCCAUUUUGGCGCUUCCGGUGGAAACCCUAGGUAUCUCGAGGAUCCAAAUGCAAGGGUGGCGGAUAUAUCAGCUGCUGUGGAUUAUUUAAUGAAGGAAGUUAGAAGAGUUGAUAAGCUAAAAAUUGGAGUAGUGGGACUAUGUACGGGUGGUGGGUACGCUAUUGCAGCAGCGAAAAAGGAUUGGAGAAUUAAAGCCGUUGCUACCGUUAGUUUGGUCAAUAUUGGGGAUUGGUUUAGAAUUGGUUGGGAUGGAAGAGGGCCAGCUCAGAAGAAUACGGAAACUAUGAAGUCUGUUGGGGAUGAAAGGAGGAAAGAAUUGAGGAUGCGGCCAUCUUCAUCGAGUUCUGGAAUAUCUGGGAUACCCUUAGGCCCGGGUGUCAUCUCGCUACCUUCAACACCAAUUGACACGAGGAGGAGCGUGACGCCAACAUUCGAUAGCUAUAGACGACCUUCAACGCCGACAUUUGAUACCUACAGACGACCGUCGACGCCUACAAGUCCGGGAUUUCGAGAACUUCACACAGGAGCGGAGGAGGAAAUGGGAAAAGUUAUCCCAUUUCUCCCUGCCGUGAGCGAAAAAUCACACAUGGACCUGCAAGAACUGGCAGAGUAUUACACAACACCCCGGGCGUAUCACCCUCGGGCCGAAAAUAAAUUAUUACACCAAAGUUUACCUCUGAUACUGACAUUUGAUGCAUUUGAUUUUGUGGAAACGUUCUUGAAGGUGCCGGUAUUUUGCAUGAUCGGAGGGACGGCGGGGAGUAGGUGGCAUACAGAUCGACUUGAUAUCAUGCUAAGACGGGGUAGUCAAAGUGGUAUUAGAGGCGUUGAUAAACUUGUGUUUGUUGAAGGAGUGGGACACGUCGAUUUUUUUGAUGGCUUUGAAGAGAUCGAUAGAGCAGUUGGGGAUAUCGGGGGCUGGAUGAGGCAGAAGUUGGUAUUGAUAACAUCCUGA